Messenger RNA from Brassica napus (rape), 871 nucleotides. Its product is annotated as agglutinin receptor-like. NCBI's taxonomy places the organism in Eukaryota, Viridiplantae, Streptophyta, Magnoliopsida, Brassicales, Brassicaceae. The transcript has 7 exons. The coding region runs from base 12 to 695 and encodes 227 amino acids. The record is from RefSeq and is a predicted model, not a curated record.
CUUUAUCUCCAAUGUCUCACACGCAACCAUCCAGUGGGACACCUUUAUCUCCAAUGUCUCACACGCAACCAUCCAGUGGGACACCUUUAUCUCCAAUGUCUCACACGCAACCAUCGAGUGAGACACCUUUAUCUCCAAUGUCUCAACAGCCUAAUUUGACACAUGAGGAGACAAUGAUUGAAUCAGCUGCAUCUCCAAAGUCUCAACAAAAUGAGGAUUACACGCAAUCAUCGAGUGAGACGCCUUUAUCUCCAAUGUCUCAACAGCCUAAUUUGACAAAUGAGGACACAAUGAAUGAAUCAGAUGAUGAAACUCCUGCCCUUGAUACACAAGUAUUCUCUCCUAAUCUGACAAAAGAGAAAGAAACAGAAACGUCUACCGAUGAGAGGCCAUCCAAUCCUAAUCAAGAUGGAAAACCAGAUGAUGAGAUUGUGAGAGAGAAAUUAACAAGUGAGUCACCUGCUAGUCAGAGUCAAGUUUUGCAGAAAGAAACAGUAGAAAUGAAUGAGACACCUUCUUCUCCAAUAGCUCCAAAGAGUAUUGAAACUCCCGUUUAUACUCCAAGUCAGACUCAGCAGAUUGAGAGAGAGCCAUCGGAUGACACGCCUGCCCUUGAUACUCAAGUUUAUACUCCUAAUCUGACAAAAGAGGUAUAUGCUCAAUCACAGUUGGAGUUUACAAUUAGUUUUGGGUGAUUUACAUAAAUAGACCUUUCUAAUUUUUGGCAGAGGGAAACACAAACCUCUACUGAUGAAACGACACCCAAAACUAAUCAAGGAGAAGGAAAACCAGAUGAUGAGGUAAUAUUUACUCUAGAAAUUAUAAUUGAAUGUAUUCAUGAUGGCCUUUCCUGAUAUUUUUUGCAGAUUGU